This is a messenger RNA of Saccoglossus kowalevskii, 732 nucleotides long. RefSeq names its product L-rhamnose-binding lectin CSL1-like. Lineage: Eukaryota; Metazoa; Hemichordata; Enteropneusta; Harrimaniidae. The record is from RefSeq and is a predicted model, not a curated record.
AUGAUCAACUCUGUUUUUGACAAUACUGUGAAAGAAUACCUUGAAAAUUUGGAUUUUACUUUUCACGAUCCAAUAUUAGGUGAACUAAACGGGACUAUAUCAGAAGACGAAAUUGUGAAAGCAUUAAUUGAAUUGAAACCUGGGAAAUCACCAGGACCAAAUGAAUAUGUUUACGUUGGGUGUUAUAAAGAAGACUUGGAUGACAGGGCCAUACCUAUUAGUUUCGGUGGACAGCUCCCGCAAGACCUUACACCAGAGCAGACAAUUCUCAACUGUGCAUCCAAGAUCCACCGACGGAAUGAUGCUUUUGAAAUAUUUGCUUUGAUGGCCAAUCGUAAGUGUUUCUCAGGUCUGACUGCAGCCGAUACCUAUGCCAAACAUGGGCCAUCGAAUGACUGUAGUAUAUCCGCUGAUGGCGACCUAUCGUCCAGGUCUGUUUUUGCCUUUGUCAAAACCAGUGUAACAUGCCAAAAAGAAAUGAUGAAUCUCGCCUGUGACCAUGGCAGAAUUCAGAUUCUUUCUGCAACCUAUGGGCGUGGCGAUGGGCUGGGUGAGGAAUGUGGUGACCCGACUAUGGAACCCGCUGAGUGUUUCGCAACCGACACCUUAGACAUAGUGAAAGAUUUAUGCGAUGGCGAGAUAACAUGUACUAAGAACACCGUCAUGUCUGUAUUUGGCGACCCCUGCAAUAGUGCACCAAAACAUCUCGUAGUCCGUUAUUAUUGUGGUUAA